GAGUUCCCCGCCGUCUCUGCCGAUGAUAUCCGCCAGGCAAUGGCUGAGCUGGCCGAUGAGCCCACGACCCUGAUGUUCCAUGCAGAAAUGGCCGGGGAGACGGAGCCCACGCCAGAAGGCCCUGUGGAAGCGUACUCCACCUUCCUCGCAUCUCGCCCCUCGUCCUAUGAGACACGCGCUGUCGAAGAGAUCCUCUCCCUGUCCCACCUGGCCCCCAAGCUUCCUCUGCACAUUGUCCAUCUGUCUGCAAUGGAAGCCAUCCCGCUCCUGCGCAAGGCUCGCGCCGAGGGUGUUCCCAUCACCGCCGAAACAUGCUUCCACUACCUAUCCCUGGCCGCCGAAGAAAUCCGGGACGGUGACACGCGCCACAAAUGCUGUCCGCCUAUCCGCUCGCAGUCUAACCAGGACCGUCUCUGGGAAGAGGUUGAGCGCCACGCCGACGACGGCGUUAUCAAGACCAUCGUGUCGGAUCACUCGCCCUGCACGCCCGACCUGAAACUUCUCCCGUCGAAUGUCCCUGGCAGCUGCGCCACUUCCACUUCCUCCUCCACCUGCACCUCCGCCUCCACCUCCACCCCCACAUCCUCAGACAGUGACAACCUCGCCGUCGCCAACGAAGGCAGCUUCUUUUCCGCCUGGGGCGGCAUCUCCUCCGUCGGCCUAGGCCUCCCCAUCCUCUGGACCGAGCUCAGCCGCCGCAAGGGCCUGGCCACCAGCACCGCCGACGAGACCACCACCCAACAAGCCCUCCAGGACAUCGUGCGGCUCUGCUGCACCAACACCGCUCGCCAGGUGGGGCUCCAGGACCUCAAGGGCGACUUGAGCCCCGGCCACGACGCCGAUAUCUGUGUCUUCGAUGACACGGCAGAGUGGGUCGUCGAGCCCAGCACCAUGCUCUUCCGCAACAAGUGCUCGCCCUACCAGGGCCGCACCCUCCGCGGCAUGGUCCGUGAGACCUGGCUGCGCGGUGAGAAGAUCUUCAACCGCGACGCUGGGUUCGCGAGCAAGACCCCUUCCGGAGGUCUGCUCCUCGAGAAGCGUAUCUGAACUCCCCAUCCAUCCCUAGUUUUGUAGCCCCAAUUGGGGUGCAGGGCACGCUUCGGAGCACCAGGGAGGCAACCUUGUCUACCUAAAAUAGUUGUGCUGGUCAUAACGCUCUUGCUUGUUGCUCCAUGCGCUCCCCCGACGCGACGACUUCAGUCACGAUACCCGCUCAUCACUAUACCUUUCAUAUCAUGACCCCGACAUUUGGAUCAGCGAGUAAAGCAUAGUUCAUCCGCAUUUGUUUGACUUCGAAUAGCAUAUAAGAGAGUAC
Molecule: messenger RNA, 1315 nt
Organism: Aspergillus saccharolyticus JOP 1030-1
Lineage: Eukaryota; Fungi; Ascomycota; Eurotiomycetes; Eurotiales; Aspergillaceae
Product: allantoinase alX
Exons: 1
Coding region: 40-1047 (335 amino acids)
Biological process (GO): purine nucleobase catabolic process
Cellular component (GO): cytoplasm
Molecular function (GO): allantoinase activity
Source: RefSeq, a predicted model, not a curated record